Messenger RNA from Branchiostoma belcheri (Belcher's lancelet), 1535 nucleotides. Its product is annotated as amine sulfotransferase-like. Gene Ontology annotation, molecular function: sulfotransferase activity. The coding region runs from base 5 to 871 and encodes 288 amino acids. NCBI's taxonomy places the organism in Eukaryota, Metazoa, Chordata, Leptocardii, Amphioxiformes, Branchiostomatidae. Gene Ontology annotation, cellular component: cytoplasm. The record is from RefSeq and is a predicted model, not a curated record. The transcript has 7 exons. Gene Ontology annotation, biological process: sulfation.
AAACAUGCCGGAAAACGAGUACCAAGGCAUUAGGUUUCCUGGUGAAAUUUCUAAGGAAACUUUGGAUGCAAUACCUGACUACCAUGUCCGAGACGACGACAUUUUCAUCGUGACCUACCCAAAAACAGGUACAAACUGGAUGAUGGAAAUAGUGAGCAAGGUCAUGAAAGCUGCCGGAAAGAUGGCUACACCUGAAGAACACUCCAUGUGGUGUUUCGAACUGCACAUGCCGGGGCUUGACGAAAAACCACGUCACGAACUUAUAAAGGACGCGCCAUCUCCACGUAUCAUCCACACACACCUACCACGGCAGCUGGCCCCAAAAAUGGUCGCCAAUCCUACAGGAAAGAUAAAAGUGAUUGUAGUGAUGAGGAAUCCAAAAGACACGGCUGUGUCUUUUUACCACUACGAGAAGAAAAUGUUCAAGGAGUACAGCCGCCCCGGCGAUGUUGUCCCUAAACGUUACGAAUCUUGGGAAGCCUAUGCAGACGACUUUCUAAAGGAAAAGUGCAUUUUUGGUGACGUCUACGACCACGCCCUCGGCUGGUGGCAGAUGAAGGAUGACCGCCAUUUUCUCUUCCUGAAGUAUGAAGAUAUGAAGAAGGACCUGCGCAGUGUGGUCAGCGAGGUCGCUUCUUUCCUGGAGACCAGCCUAGACGACGCUGCCGUCACCAACAUUGCCGAGUCAUGCACUUUUAACACUCUAAAGGCAGCCUGGAGCAAUUCAGGAUCAGUUAUGAAAGAAAACAUCUGCAGAAAAGGUAUCAUUGGCGAUUGGAAGAGCAUGUUCACGCCGGAGCAAAAUGAAGCCUAUGAUGCCAAGCACAAGCUCAGGCUGGAUGGGACUGGUCUGGAGUUUGAUUUUGAGUAGUACCGUGCAUAUGUGCGUGUAGCAAAUGUUAGGAUAGAGGUCGCGGCCCGGCUGAGUCACUGAUUCUGCCUGUGUCAAGCCAUAUGCAUCACCCUGCCAAAUACAUGACUCCGACACUACUUGGGGGUUUCUAAUAUACCCAAGACAAGGGGAUUGGAGGGGUUAAGUGGUGAUGUGGGAGACUAAACCUAACAUAACCCCAAUCGUAAGUCGUACCCCUAGCCCUGAACGAUGAUUCCGAACCCUAACCCGAACCCGAACACCAGCCCCUAACUUUAACCAUAGCCCUAACACCUUACCUCUCACGUAUGUGACAGAUCAAGGAUUUGGCUCAACACCGGUAGAGAUCCCUAUCUCAUCUGGGGAGUGAAUCCUGAUUGUCAAGCAAGUAAAUUCAUUGAUAUACUAGUAUAUGCAAUAACACAGGAACACACGAAAUCAAGUCUAGUGCUGGGUAGGCCUUGUCUUAGUCCAAGGUUAUUAUUUGGGGAGUAUCACACAUUCAGUUCAGUUGUAAAGACAAACAAACAUGCAUAAUAUUACAUCUGAAGAACAUGUCAAUAGCCUUUGGUGGAGGAGGGUUGAGAUGUACAAUAAAAUAAUACAUGGUCUGGCUACCAGCUCUUAUUUCCACUUUUUGGCACGUUGACUUGGGAGAAACAGC